This is a messenger RNA of Calidris pugnax (ruff), 4062 nucleotides long. It is a transcript of the gene GMPR, whose product is annotated as guanosine monophosphate reductase. Gene Ontology annotation, cellular component: GMP reductase complex. Gene Ontology annotation, molecular function: GMP reductase activity. Bases 323 to 1360 code for a protein of 345 amino acids. Lineage: Eukaryota; Metazoa; Chordata; Aves; Charadriiformes; Scolopacidae. Gene Ontology annotation, biological process: nucleotide metabolic process. The record is from RefSeq and is a predicted model, not a curated record. The transcript has 9 exons.
CCCGUCUUCCCCCACCCCAUAACAACACACACGUAGCGCCCAGCCCGGAUGAGGAGCAGGGGUGGCCAGGGCGGGAGAAGGGGCAGAGAGCGGCCGGCCGCUCAGCUGAAAGCAAUCCUCUCCUAAUAAAGCGAUGGGGCUCGGGCCGCGGCGCCGCGCUCCCCGCGCCCUAUAAAUACGCUGGGUGCGCGGCCGGCGGGCUUUGGCCGGUGCGGCUCUGCAGGCGGCGCGGUGCAGCGGAGCGGAGCGAGCGCAGCGAGCGCAGCGGGGCCGCCACUGCCGCCGCCGCCAAGAGAGCCCCGGCCCCCGCCACCCCAGCAAGAUGCCCCGGGUAGACGCAGACCUCAAACUGGACUUUAAAGAUGUCCUGCUCAGGCCUAAAAGAAGCAGCCUCAAAAGCAGAUCAGAGGUCGACCUCACGCGCACCUUCACCUUCCGCAACUCCAAGCAGACAUACACAGGAAUUCCCAUUAUAGUGGCAAACAUGGACACUGUGGGAACAUUUGAAAUGGCCGUGGUUAUGGCAAAACAUGCAAUGUUCACUGCAAUUCACAAGCAUUAUUCUCUGGAAGAAUGGAAACUGUUUGCUGCCAAUCACCCAGAAUGCCUUGAGCACGUAGCAGCAAGCUCGGGCAGUGGAAAAGCUGAUUUGGACAAGUUAACAAGUAUUCUAGAGGCCAUUCCACCUAUCAGAUACAUCUGCCUGGAUGUGGCAAACGGCUAUUCAGAGCACUUUGUGGAGUUUGUGAAGUCUGUCCGUGCCCUGUUCCCACAUCAUACCAUUAUGGCAGGCAAUGUGGUGACGGGAGAGAUGGUAGAAGAACUUAUUCUUUCUGGAGCAGAUAUUAUUAAAGUGGGUAUUGGACCAGGUUCUGUGUGUACCACUCGGAUUAAGACAGGGGUGGGAUAUCCACAGCUAAGUGCUGUUAUUGAAUGUGCAGACUCAGCACAUGGCUUGAAAGGACAUAUCAUCUCUGACGGAGGAUGCAGCUGUCCAGGAGAUGUCGCCAAAGCUUUUGGAGCCGGUGCCGAUUUUGUCAUGCUUGGAGGAAUGUUUGCAGGCCAUGACCAGUGUGCUGGAGAGAUUAUGGAAAAGAAUGGCAAGAAGGUGAAACUCUUCUAUGGAAUGAGCUCUGAUACAGCCAUGAAGAAGCAUGCAGGAGGGGUUGCUGAAUACAGGGCUUCAGAGGGCAGAACUGUGGAGGUACCAUACAGAGGGGACGUGGAACUCACCAUCCUGGACAUCCUCGGAGGGCUGCGCUCCACCUGCACCUACGUGGGAGCUGCCAAACUCAAGGAACUGAGCAGGAGAACAACGUUUAUCCGGGUCACCCAGCAGCACAGCCAGGUCUUCUCUUAGCCUAAAAUUGGGGGACUGGAGAGAGAGGGGUGGGGGAGAGGAGCAGGAAGGGCUGCUGUUUUGUUUUGCUUUCUCCUCCACGUUGUGUUAGUGGCAAACUCUCCUCAGAACGGCAGUGUCACAGCCAUCGGAGGGGCUGUGGCUGGCAUUUGAAGGGGCAGGUUGUGCUGUUAACACAGUGCCAUUGGUUCAAAAUGCAAUAGCCUCAUCUUUUAUUGUUGUGCCUAUUUUAUUUUUUAACCAGCAUUUCUUCCCCUGUUUCCCCGCCCCCCCCCCCCAUCUGAUAAGUAGUGGCUGAAACCUGAAUUAACAGAGAAUUGGCUUGUACAGACGUGGCUCUUGCGCCUGCACACACACACGCACACAUUCCUUCUUUCUAGACUGACCUGUCAGCUACCACCGCUUCUGGCGGUGCACCCUCCAGCAGUUGCAGGCUGGGAGAGAAAAAGAUGCAAGGAAUUGUGUGGAGAAAUCAAAUUCUUUUCAUUUUUGUUCUGACCAAAGCGUAGAUGUUUGUGGCACGGCUGCCAGCCUGCAGAACGCCAGAGGUUGAUGGUUGACGAGGCCUGGCUGUUGGUGACUUCUUAUGGUGAUGAUAAAAAUGCCAGUCUUAGUUCACAGGGCUGUUACUGCUGGUUUUAAUUAAAUGUCCCUAUUCAAUGGACUUGCCUUUUCAGAGAAGCUGGCAUUGAAUGUAGCGAGCCCCCUUCCCCCCAUCUCAGGAGAGAACGUCUCAGAGCUUGCCUGCUUUUUCAUGCGUGCAGUUAUUGAGUUACUUGUACUCUGGCUUUUACCUGCUCUCUUGAACAGAUUUCUAAGACAUUGAAACUCGGCAACAGCAACCCACCACGGAGAGGUUUCUCUCCAGCCCUCCCUGUUCCCUUGCCUGUUUGUAUCCAUUUAGAAAAGACAAACAAAUGCUGCGCCGUGCAUUGUCUGUGGCCAGGUGAACGAGGCCAGAGGGAUCACAUUCAGUUUGGGUUAUCUGGUACCACUCCUCUGCAGUCCCUGACGCCAGGGAAGGCAAAAGAGAGCUUUUGGCAGAAGAGCCUGGUUGUAAGACACCGGUGGCUGAGAGGGAGUUAACGCAUUUGCUCUACAGGCAGUAAUGAAUGUUUAAGACUCUGGGUAACACUUUAAUAAAAUGUAAUGGCCCACUAAUUAAUUGAUAAAUCACAAUGAAAUUUCUUUGGAAAUACACAAUUGCAUCCGCAUGGAAUACCACAGCAGCUCGUUAUGAUAAAUGAUGUAAAAGUGAGCACAAUGAAUUAAUAAUGCUCAGCCACUUACUUUAAAGUGCUGCUGAGAUGGUAAAACAGCUGAUGUUACUUCAGAGUCUUACUUUCCCGUCCCGUCGCUAUCUGUAGAAAGAGGCAGGCGUCCUUUGAAAGCAAAAGAGUGAUCUGUAGGAAGAGGAAUAGCAAAGAGAAACUCUAGAAUUAAACUCAUAUGCUGGACUGCUCAGAAAGCCAUGCACGAGGAGUGGUACAAUUGACCGUGCUGAGGAGCACAUCUAGGCCACAGGCUGAUCCCUGGUGAUACUCAAGUGUGUUGUGCACAUUAGAAAAAAAACACAGAGUAUUUUCUAAAUAGCCUGAUAUUUUAAAUGUCUUCCAUUUAACAUGUAGGACACAAUUCUUAAUUGGGGUGUGAUCCCUUCCUCUGCUUUGGAGGCAAAUAAGGGCCUUAAUGUGAGCACAGAUUACACCUGUGCUGUUUUGUGAGCACAGGUUACACCUGUGCUGGCUUUAGGGCCCAUUUGCCCUGCCCACAUACCACAAAGGAACCUGAAUGCAGGAGAGAAGAAGGCCUGUGAAUAAAGGAGCUGAUCUCUGUUCCCUCCAGCCUGAAAGCAUCACAUUAAGAAGGUUCCAGGCCUCUUUACCACAAACCUACCGUGGGCCACAUACUGCUCUUACUCGCCCUAAGCCCAGAGCGCAGGCAGUGUUACUGCUCUGCCUAAGUAUGGUUGUAGGACGUCACUGCUCCUUUAUUUAUGGGAUGUGAAGGGCAGGGGUGCAAAGGCAAAUGAACACCACCCCCUGUGAGGAGUGGGGUUGGACCAUCAGGCCUCACCACAGGUGUCUCUCCACACUCGUGCCUUCAUAUGUGGGAACUGCAGCAGUUGCUGGUCUCACGCCUCCUCUCGCUCGCGCUUUUCUACUUCUUUUAGCUACAUUUCUAAAUGGAAUUUAAGAAAUACAUAUACAUAUAUAAAAUAUAUAUAUUUGUAAACAUUUUUUUAAAAAAGAUCAUACGCACACUGACCAGAGCAGCUUCAUGACAUCUCUUCGGAAUAGUUUCUUUUCCAAAAGGCAGGUCCCCUCUCACACAUACCUCUGGCUGACCAGUGACUGAUAGGAAAGGAUGGGGAUGGGCUUAUCUGAAGUUGUCCCCAGAGUUCUCCAGGCUGUGAAUGACAUUGAGGCUAAGAAUAGUCACUGAUAGAGCUUUGAGUUAGGGUGUUCGGUUUUCUAAAUAGCAGCUCCUACCAUCGUUUUGAUAAGCAGCAUGUUUUCUCUUUGGUUUUGUCCUUCUCGCCCCAGAGUGGAGAGAGAAGUGGGCUGCAGAAGGGCUGACCCGGUGGCACGUCUGCAUCUCGCCCAACAUUAUAUCGGGUUUUUGUUCUGGGAUAGCCCCCAACUCUGUCAGUGGUCGCCGUUGGCACUGUUCAUGCCCAGCUCUCAGACGGACUGGAAAAA